AGCGAUGUUGAAAUGGCGGAGAAGUCACUGUCGCUAAACUCUAGCAAGUGUGACAAAAAUUUGCCUUCUUGCGGGGCUUUAUAAAGCUAAAUAGAAGCAUGGCAGCACAUUCACAACCUGCGAAGUGGCAAGUAAAUCCGGCUGCUGACAGCAGUGAGGAGAGCAGUGGCAGCACUAAUGGUCACACUGUGCAGCAGGCCAGGCCAUUCGGACUAAAUCACGAGCACAGCAGACCGUUCGGAAGUGCUUCCGCUCCGAGCAACAACAUUUUCCUAACAGCUGCAACAGGAACACAGAAUCCGUUUGCAGUGAAAUCACAGAAGUCGUCAGGUCACGGAGAUUCCAGUUGUGAUUCAUUAUCUGGUGAAGAAGAGGCAAAGCCAAUCAUUGCACCACCAACAUUCAGAGUCAGCAAACUUUCCUCUGUUGAAGGCCGAGUUAAAGUGGAGAUGUCGAAACCGGGACCAAGUCUACCCGACUCGUCAUCGAAUUCUAACUUUACCGAGGCAAAGCCCCACUUGCCGCCUGCAUUCGGUGGAUUCGGCGGGCAGACGAGCUUUCCCGUUACAGCGAUGGGCAAAUGUUUACUGAGGCCAUCGGCUCUCAGUGCGCAGACAGCGAUGAUAAAUUCGCAGAAGAAAGGUGCUGGUAACAAGGAAAAUAGGGAGCAUUCCCCAGAGAACCUGGAAAAGACUCCUCCUCUGGAAAAAGCCUGCUCGAGGGUUGAAAAGGAUGGUACUGCCCUGCAGGCUAGCGACACAAACACAUCUGAUAGGCAUGUUCCUGUAACUUCUGCAAAUAACUACUUCCUCCAGUUUAGCCAGCCAGUUGCAAGCAGUAGCAGUCCACCAGAAGUAAAGUCCGAGAGUGCGUUUGUGUUUGGGCAAAACAUGACUGAGCGUGUGGUAAAUGCUCCACAAGAGGAUUCGAGCGAGGAGAAAGACAAGGAAGAAGAACAGGAUGAGGAUGAAAAGGAGGAAUCCGAGGAAGAUAGUCCAGGAAAGCAUGCGGCAGGUUCGCGAAGUCCAAAAACACUGGCGGAGUCAGCCCAGGAGUAUGAAGCCAGGCAGUCUAAACGUCACUUUAACGAGGUGACUGUCAUAACUGGUGAAGAAAACGAGUCCAACGUUUUACAGAUUCACGGUAAGCUGUUUAGAUUCGAGCACGACACAAAGAACUGGUUGGAAAAAGGAGCUGGCCUGCUGCGACUCAACGACAUGCAGGGAUUGGAGGAGGGUGAUUUCCAAUCUCGAUUAGUGAUGCGUUCGCAUGGUAGCCUGCGCGUGAUAUUAAACACAAAAAUAUGGUCGGGCAUGAUGGUGGAGAAGGCAAGCAAGAAGAGCGUGCGUGUCACAGCCGUAGAAAAUGGAGAUCCAAGGAUCUAUCAAAUCCUGGUUAACCUGAAGGACGCCGAGCAGCUGUUCAACGCGAUCGAGUGGCGCAUCCAGUCGCUGAAGAUCCGCGAGCAGACACGGCGCGACACGAAGCGCACGCACGACGAUGUCGACAGCAAGAGUGUGGAGUCACGCGACACCGAUGCGCUCGCGUCGGCCAGCAAGAAGUCGAAGGCGGUCGAUUCGCCGGGGAGAGCCGACUCGCUGAGCCUCACGCCGACGACGGACGCGCACGAGGAGUCGAACAGCAGCCUUCCCGACACGGAGACGGAGGUGUCAAACGACAGCCUGCCAUCUGGGCGUCUCACUGUGCCAUCCACGUCAGUCCCGUCGUCGCCCCCUAGGAGUGACUCGUCCUGCAUGACGCCCGAAAAGUCGGCACAACCGUCAUCAGUCGCAUCACCAGAGGGCAGUACUGAGGGUCAAUCGGUCGGCGACCCGUGUCCAGAAUGACGCAGUAAGCCGUCGUCUCGGUAGCAAUUGCUUCGUUUCACUUAUUAUCUGCGCUGGGUCGGUGAAACGCCGUCCCGGCCGUGGUCGCUCUCACUCGUUCAGGAGCUCACUUCAUAUUUCAAGGGUCUAACAGUUGACAAGGUCAAUGAAACCUUUUGCCCCAGUAAACAGAAGCACCUGCGUUGGUAAACGUGACAGCCAGGGACGCCUAAGCAUAGAUCUUAAUGCACUGCUGUUGUUCCGAGUCUAAGAAAAUUUAGUAUACAUGUACAGACUAGACGUCCAUACAAUUUGUGUUCACUAUUUCAUGGAGCCAAGCCAAAUUCCUAUGAUUAGACUACACACAUACAUGCAUUCUACGUAAACAGGGUAUGUAAGAGAAUUUAUGUUGUGGGUGGGGGGGAUAGAUGACAUACAGGCAACUAUAAAUUUGGGCUAGUAUGGUGGGUUUACUUGCAGCUGUGACAAACAUUCCUGUUAGUCGGUGCUCCUUAUUCUGCCUUGUGCAGUGACAGUAAUUAUGUCAUUGUAAGAUCGCUCACUUUUAAUCUUCGGUUAGACUUUUUGAAGUUUUUGGGCUACAUUGUGACAAUCUCUAUUAUUUUAUCCCAUAACCUUGAGAUUCUGCAUAGCAAGAGUGAAUCUACAAUUCUGAGUGCAUUGACUUCGUAAUGCAACAGGUUUCAGCUUUUGUUGCUGUAGGUAGGGAUUGAAGAUCAUGCAAUCACGUUAUGAGAGGAGACUAGAAGUAUAGCACCCAGAUGUGCAAUUGGAAACAGCUUUUGAAAUGGUACCUGAUAUAAAUUCUGUUCAUGUUUGUAAAGAACAUCAUUCCUUACAUAGCUAUACUUCCAUUAAAGCAGUGUAUAACCAGUCGUGUGUGUCAUUUUUCUGUCAGUAAGAUCUUCCAUAUUACAUUCUCAAUAUGGAAUUUAUUUAUAAUGUGUCAGAUAUAUUAAUGUCUAUGCAUUGUCUUGUCUAUGCAUGUGCAGAGGUGUUGCCCACUGGUUAUUGUCUGUUUACCUCUGUAGGUUGCCACGUGUUUAUUUUUUGCUUUCCUUAUCUAUAUGAAAGUUAGCCUAAGAUCGAUGUUUCGAACUGCAGAGCCCAAUAUUUUGGACAUGAAAUGGUACUAUGUACUUCAACAGUUUUUACUUGUACACGUAAUAGACUUUCGGCUGACUGUAAAUACGUGUAAAUGUCAGUAAGAGCCAGUACCAGAUGCAUGUGCAAGCUUAAAAGUAAGCACUUGGUGUUUACAUUAAAUUUGCACUUGUUGUCAUUCUUUAAGAUAGGAUGUCUAUGUGUGUAGUGGGAGAAGUCGAUAUUUUUGUUUAGCCACUUAUCGAUGGGAUAAAAUGACUGUUAUAGUAUAUGUAUACACGUAUCCUUGUACUCAGCAUGCCUCAGGCCGAUUCUAUAUCUACAGUUGCAGCUUACCUUCCAUUACUGCUUACUUGCUGUAUAGCACAUGUACAGGUUGCUAUAAGCUAGAAAUAUGUGUAUUAGUCAUGCUGGACCCAUAUAAUGCAUGAAAAAUUACACCAGCCAAUACUCGAGGCACAACAUCGGUAAGAUUGUAAAUGAUGAUAUCAAGUUCUAUACGGUUUGCAGUGAUUCUGUCAAUAAUAGUACUCGAGAAAAAUAUUUAUAUUGGUAACGUGGUCGAAUUGUAAUGCAAGGCAUAGAUGCAUAUCAGCCUAUAUGUGAAACACCCGAGGUUCGGUGUCGUGACAGAAUCGGCCGAGGUGAGUUGAGUGCUAUCUUCACUGCCUUGCACAUAUGGUCACCCGGUCAGAUUGUCAGAUGGUCACCCAGUACGUAUGCAGUUGUGGUAAUGUAUACGUUACACAAAGGCUUCCUGAUGUCUAACAUUUAUUUCUACUACCAAUAAUUAGUGUUUCACGUAAGACAGGUUUCUUACUUGGAAAUUAUUGAAGGUACCUUUCGAGAUAUCGGCAACUAUAUUAUAGGAAUGUGUCCAACUAAAUAGCAAGCAGCAAGUUUGCUACACAUAGCAAGUGGAUAUUAUUCAGUUUAGAUGUUCGAGUUCAUGCACGUGAUUGACCAAAGCUGCUGUAGCAGCAAGUCGAAGGCAAAAAAACAAGCUUUCUAUUCAUUGUAUUCGUUAUUAAAUUUUGCACAACCAUCUAAGUGUAAACAACAAACAAAUGAAAUCCCCACUGCAUUGACACCAAUACAAAUAUAUUUGCCCCUGACUGACUGUGCAUAGUAAUUUUGAAACAAUGCAGGUAAAUUAGUAAUUUUAUGCUUAAUAUUGUUUUUUCUAAAAGCAGUGAUUGCAAUUGGCAAAACAUAUAACUACUGAACGUUUUAAGUAUGCGUGUACAAAGCUUAUAUGUUCAUCGCCUUUGAUUAGCUGACCAAGCAGAAAGCACUUCAUUUUCAUAAUAUAGUGGUAAGCAAGAAAUGUCUAUCUAGAGGAGCCCUACUUGUAUUCAGACUACAGUUUUAUCAUUCUAUUAAUGAAAUCUGCUGGAUUGGUAGAAUAUGUACAUGGUUGUGUUGGGCAAAUUCACUUACAUGACUUAUUGGUAACUUCUACUUGGGAUGUACAUUUCAGAUGUGAGUGCAAAAAAAACGAAGUAUGAUUUUAGACGUUUAACCACGUCAACAGGUGUACAGAUGAAGGCUGAAGCAGACGAAAGGUAAACAAAAAAUCUGUUAGGAAAAAAUCAGGAAGACUGAAUCCUGCUAUAUUCAUGCAAAAAAUGUUGAUAUUUCUACUGGUAUGCAGAUAUGCAUGACUUGUCAACCAAUCUCUUUGGCUACAACUUGACGUGGCAUUACAGAGCAUUUUCCUAGGAAAUAAUGGACAAAUCCUAUAAUCAAUGAAUGACAGAUGCGGUGACGUUGAGGUGGUGAACUAUGUAUGGUGCCGGUUGGUCACUUUUACAUCUGCUAAUGUAACUUUCUUUGAUAACAUCAUAACACAACAUACAAGUAGCAUAGAAGUAAAUAACAUUUUAUAUAAAACCAGUUUCAUGGCGGAUCUGUUAGCCACUGUGGACAAUUAGCCAUGUGUUUAGAUUAGCAUUCUAAUAUUUCUCCCGUAUUUGUUUUGGCUUAUAUAUACUGUGAGCUACAUAUUUACAUUUUAACUGUAUACUGAUUAUUAGGCAGGUGACUAUAUAAUCCACAAAUCUCGUCAGUAUUCUCACUUAUAUAAUAUAUAUGAGACACUGUUAAUGACGAGAAAAUACUAAAAUUUUCAUGAACACAAAAAGGCACAUAUUACUGUACUAUGUUGCAGAUGAUACUACUAUAGUACCAGAUCGCUGGAGUAUCUGUACACGAGCGUUUUACAUGGAAGUACUUGCCCACUUUGAUGUAUGAUAUAAAAGCACAUAAAACAUAGGUGUGCUCUUGUUGAUACAUAGUUUCACUAACAGAAGUUGAUUUGAUUAUGAUAAACUACUAAAAUGAAAGCAUAUAUGGAAAAUAUAAAUGUGUAUAAUAUAAUUACAGGUCAUUUGUUUAUAACAAGUUUUCAGUCAUACAAAAUCGAAAAAGUACAGCUUAUUAACAUGAAUAUACAAGAAGGAAUAAUUAGUCCUGAAACUACACAUUACUUUACAAUUGGUAUACAUACAAAUUAUCGUACUUGUUUUCAUGUAAUGUAUUUGUUCAAUUGUACUGGUCUAAUUUUGCAACUUGUUUAAUUUAUAAUAAUCCAUUCAAUUGAAUAUGAUGAUAUUCAUGGCUAGCACCCACCCUAAUCUUUUUGAAAAGGCACAUGUGCAUUAUUAUUGGAAUAAGUGUUGAAAUUAAACGUACAAAUCCUCUGAAAAUUUUCUUUAUGUGUUAAUGAUGUAUUACAGUGCUUCUGCUACAGUAUAUGUACAUGUGAUAUAGGUAGCAUAUUGCAAUUAGUCUAUAACUUCCAUAAGUAACCAACCUAUUUUCCAACCAGUUCAAGCAUUGCUGUGGUACAGGAUGUUCAUUAUUAAGUCUGUAACUGAUUUUAAAGACUACACAGAUAUGGAGUGUAAAGUAGUGUAAUGUGUAAGCAGCAGUGUAUUGUCAAUUUCACGUGUACACUAUUAAAAUGACUGUCAUACACACAAA
Messenger RNA from Priapulus caudatus, 5936 nucleotides. RefSeq names its product ran-binding protein 3-like. The record is from RefSeq and is a predicted model, not a curated record. The transcript has 14 exons. Gene Ontology annotation, biological process: protein export from nucleus. Bases 99 to 1847 code for a protein of 582 amino acids. NCBI's taxonomy places the organism in Eukaryota, Metazoa, Priapulida, Priapulimorpha, Priapulimorphida, Priapulidae. Gene Ontology annotation, molecular function: GTPase activator activity. Gene Ontology annotation, cellular component: cytoplasm; nuclear pore.